Messenger RNA from Xiphophorus couchianus (Monterrey platyfish), 1361 nucleotides. It is a transcript of the gene get1, whose product is annotated as guided entry of tail-anchored proteins factor 1. Lineage: Eukaryota; Metazoa; Chordata; Actinopteri; Cyprinodontiformes; Poeciliidae. The coding region runs from base 230 to 742 and encodes 170 amino acids. Gene Ontology annotation, biological process: tail-anchored membrane protein insertion into ER membrane. Gene Ontology annotation, cellular component: GET complex. The record is from RefSeq and is a predicted model, not a curated record. The transcript has 5 exons. Gene Ontology annotation, molecular function: protein-membrane adaptor activity.
AAAAGAUUAGCAGCAAAAUUAUAAGAAAAAAUGUCACAAAACCUGAAACAAUAUGUGCACAGAUAUAAAGCACCCCGAAGAGGGAAAUAUGCCGCAUAAUUUUGCUUGCACGCCCAACGCUUGUUGCUCAGCAGAGAUUAGUGAAACGUACGUGAUUUUACAAAAGUAGUCUAUCGGCUCCACCUGUAACAGUGAGCUGAAUAGCUGUGGGAGCAACACUCGUGGAAACAUGGCGACAGGCUGCGCUUGGUUCCUGGUGCUGGGCUCCGUGUUUCUCUGCAAUCUCAUGAAAAUACUCCUGCCUAGCAUUUCAUCUUUCCUGACAAAGAUGGUGCAGAAAGAUGCCGAGCAGGAGAGUGAGAUGAGGACUGAAAUCCAGCAGAUGAAGAAGGAGCAGUCCUCCAUAAGCAUGAUGGAUGAGUUUGCAAGAUAUGCCAGGCUGGAGCGUAAAAUUAACAAAACUACAGAUAAGCUUAAGACACAUGUGCAGUCGAGAACCGCUCAACAAGCCAAAAUGAAAUGGGUUGUGAACAUCGUCUUUUACAUACUGCAGGCUGCUCUGAUGGUCUCACUGAUAUGGAAGUAUUACUCUGAUCCAGUGACUGUGGUCCCCAGUAAAUGGAUCGCUCCUGUGGAGCGACUAGUGGCUUUCCCAACAGGAGUGGCAGGUGGUGUGGGAAUCACUUGCUGGCUGGUGGUUUGCAACAAAGUAAUCACACUGGGCCUCAGUGCCAUCAGUUAGAGAACUCGACUGUCUGCACAUCUUCUUGGAAAUGAAUUUGGUGUUUAACAUGAAGAUAAGACUGCUCUCCAACUGCAGUAUUAAUUUAUUAUUAUUGUAACAUUGUGUUUUCUAUUUUUGUUGAAUGAAUGUUUUGAUUUCUUACCAUCUGGAUAGAAUUGUGACAUUUUCUUUUUCUUUUUUUUAAAUAAACUAUUAAAAACAAAUUUUGUAUUUUCCAAGUUGGGAAAUAUCCAACAAAAACAACUCUGAUAGUUUUUGUUUAGUUCCAAAAAUAUUGGUCUGAACAGCUUUUUUUUUCUAAGUCAAAACAAAACAUAAGAAAUUCUAUUUGUUAUUUUUUAAAACCUUUGAAAACAAAGCUUUUGUCACUGCAGUGAGAUUUUAUCUGACAAAAUUGACUGUAAGAUGCUGUGGUCCGUUUGAAGAUUCUUAAUCUCACUACAAAAGAUUUCUCUUGCGUAUUGAGAAGUUAUUGUGUCUGCUCUGUUAUAACGUAUGUCACUAUGCAAGUUCUGACUGACUGGGUUGAGCUGUGCAUUCAUUUUUAUUUGACAUGGUUGCAUUCAGAGUUGUUUCUAAAACAUUGGCCAAUUAAAUUUUAUCUUCUGUUUCCUUC